UUGAACCCGUAUCGCUUUUACGUUCGUGUAGUACAUCCUUCUCAUGGAAGAAAGGAAUCACACGUGUCCUGUGUUCGUGUUGAAGUGUCUUCCCCUGGAAGCAAUUGAGCACAUGCCUGGGAGCUUACAGGGGAAGCCAGGCGCGGGUUCCUUGCACGGGAAGUGUGUUGUCGCUAUAAAAGAGUGCACCUACCAUAGCAGAUAACCACAAUUGCCUCCACAUUUGACACUGGCAAAAUGGGCUCAUCUUCAUCCGAAGAUAUGUUCAUGUUGUCAUCAGACUCCAGCGACGAGGAGGAUGAUUUGCUGUUCAAGGUCGCCAUCGAGGAGGAACAAAUUGGUGCCCAAGGUCACCGCCGCCACCGCGGCUCCGUGCCCGGACAUGCGGUCAUAGACCGUGGGCACCAGGAAGGAGCUGCUAGGCUAUUUCAGGAUUACUUCGCCGACAUGCCAGUGUAUGGUCAUACAUUGUUCCGUCGUAGGUUUCGGAUGAGUCGUCCAUUGUUCUUGAGAAUCGCCGCUGCUGUAGAGAACCACGACCCAUGGUUUCGGCAGGGGAGGGAUGCCGCUGGAAAGCUGGGCCUAAGUCCCCUCCAAAAGAUGACAGCUGCCAUACGUCAAUUGGCAUACGGAGUCAGUGCGGACGCAGUAGAUGAGUAUGUCCGGAUUGGGGCUAGCACAGCGAGGCUCGCCCUGAGAAAGUUUGUGCAAGCCGUUGUCCGGAUUUUCUCCGAGCAGUACCUCCGUGCUCCCACCGCGGAGUAUACUGCUCGACUAUUAGCCAUUGGCAAGCAGAGAGGGUUCCCCGCGGAUGGAACUUCGCCCCCUGUGUCAUACACCAUUAACGGUAACACGUAUGACAUGGGGUACUACCUAGGUGACGGAAUUUACCCCGAAUGGGCGACCAUAGUUAAGCCUAUUUCAGCGCCUAGGGGGAACAAGAGCAUGUAUUUCUCUGCCAAGCAUGCAUCUGUCCGGAAAGAUGUUGAACGCGCAUUUGGCGUGUUGCAGUCGAGGUUCGCCAUAGUUCGCGGUCCAGCAAGAAUGUGGGAUGAAACCACACUGCACAACAUUAUGACUGCAUGUGUCAUAAUGCACAAUAUGAUCAUUGAGGACGAGGGGACCGGCCCAGAUGUGGACGAGGUGUUUGAUUACAUGGGCGAGAAAGCGACCGCCCGCCGCAAUCCUGACCAGGCUGUACUGCAGUACAUAGAAGUCACUGAAGCAAUCAGGAACCGGGCAUUGCACCACCAACUACGUGAUGAUCUCGUGGAGCACUUAUGGAGUCGUCAUGGAGCACAUUAGAUUUGUCAUCACGUUCCAUCUAGAUUAC
Phragmites australis (common reed) is the source of this 1333-nucleotide messenger RNA. RefSeq lists its product as uncharacterized. The transcript has 3 exons. Bases 238 to 1305 code for a protein of 355 amino acids. The record is from RefSeq and is a predicted model, not a curated record. Lineage: Eukaryota; Viridiplantae; Streptophyta; Magnoliopsida; Poales; Poaceae.